AUGUCAAAGAAGAAAGGAGGUUGUGAUGGACAAGCCUCCUGUAAGCCAGAUGAUACAGCGCUAUCGGCACUCUUUGUUGAAAAUCAGGUCUCCCAGGAAUUCAGCAGAGUGGUAGGGAAAAACCUGAAACAGGAAUUCUAUGAGUCUCUGGAUCGUCUUUGCCCUAAACUGGUUGAAAUCAUCAGGUCAAAGAGAGGUCUAAAGGGACAACUUCUGGAUGGUCUGUUGCGCCAAACAAAGACAUCGGACACUGCUGACAUCAGAUGCCUUGUCCUGAGAGGGCUUCCAAUACUCUUUGAUGACAACUCGGCUGAUUUCUUCAAGACUUGCUUUGUCACUGAUGACGAGGACGUAUACAGACACAUUGGAAUAGGAAUCCUCUGCUUCACUGAGGAAGAUGUUGCACCACAUCCUCCAUCUUCUGUAGGAAUCGUCUUGGAGGGGACUCUUGUGAUGGACAAUCUGGACAUUCCAAAUGCCAUGUGCCUUCUGUUUGGCCUGACCUAUGCACUCCACUUAAAUUAUCCUAAGUGCAUGACCAACACAUUCCGUUUCAUUCAACAGGUCCUGUUGAGCAUUGAGAAGACCGAGCUAAAAGGGAAAGUAUUAACACUGACGAAUCAGCUGUAA
Molecule: messenger RNA, 630 nt
Organism: Alosa alosa (allis shad)
Lineage: Eukaryota; Metazoa; Chordata; Actinopteri; Clupeiformes; Clupeidae
Exons: 5
Coding region: 1-630 (209 amino acids)
Source: RefSeq, a predicted model, not a curated record